AAAAAAAAAAAAAAAAAAAAUAAAAGCUUAUGUUAUGUGGCACUUUGAAUGUUUUGUUUGGUAACACCUCCUUUGGCACCAUAUCCAUGCUUUGAUUGAUUGAAACCAUUUCUUUGGUCCACCUUUCACCAUACUCCAUUGCCCCUUCCUUCAUUCAUGCUUUUUUAAUUUCUUCCUUUUUAUAUGCAAUAAGAACUAUAUUCUAUAUGCAUAUUAAGAUAUUGAAAAGUGAAGAAAAUAAGAUAUGAUCCAAUGGAUACAUGUGGCGGUUUUAGGAGCAUCUUUGGGGUGUGUUUCAACCCUUUUCAUGGUUUUCAUUUGGCGUUGGUGUCAUCAAAGAAAAGAUCAUCAUAGAAACUUUGUUGUUGAACCAAAGAGUUUCACUAGAAUGGAGACCAUUAAUCAAGCUGGAAUUGAUGAUGAUCACAAGAACAAUAGCAGCAAAUUCUAUGUUUUUCAUGGUUCGGAAAAAACAAGAACAUUGUUCAGUUGGGAAGAUCAUCCAUAUCUUGCUGCUGAUGCUGUUGAAAAUGGAUGGUCAAGAUUUAAUUUCAUGGCUCACAAGAGUUACAACAUUAUUCAAUCAUCAAGAUCAAGAUCAACAACAAGUACCCUUUUAGGAGCUUGUGCUGUUGUUGAUGAUGAUGAUCAUGGAAGAGGGAUUGAAAUUGAGCCUGAGAUAACCUUUGAAGUUUGUCAGGAUUCAUCUGAGUUUAUGCAGAAGAUUAGGCUCAAUCCUGGUUUGAAGAAGAAAAACUCUGCUUCUAUGAUGAUUAUGAGAACUUCUCUACCUUUACCUGGUCCUUGUUUGGGAAACUAUGCAUUCCCACAAGAAGCAUAUUUUGAAGUUACAAUCUUGUGUUCUUCUUCUUCUUCUUCUUUUGAUGAUGAUUGUAAGAGAAGUAGUGAAGGUGAGAAGACAAAGCUUUUAGUUCAAGAUGAUGGUUUGAAUUGUAAGAAGGGUAUUUUGGACAAUGUUGAUGAAGAAAUGAUGAGGGUUGAAUGUUGCAAGGAGGGUAGAAAUGGAAAGAUUGGAUCUUUGGUGAUGUUUUCUUUGGGGCUAUCAAGAGGAGGAGGAGAUGUUCCUUUGAGAGUUCCUGGGAGCUACCAUGGAAGCAUAGGCUUCAACUCCAAUGGCUCUGUUUUUCUUGAUGGAAUGAAACUAGUAACUGAGUCCAAGAAGGAAGAAGAAGAAGAAUGGAUGAUAGGAAGUGAGAAAGUAAUUGGUUGUGGAUUUGAUCCAAGGCAAAAACAGGUGUUCUUCACAUUAAAUUCAGAAUUGGUUCAUGAAAUCCAUUGCCAAUCAGAUGAAUUUAGCACUCCACUAUAUCCAACAUUGGCUUCAAAUAUAGACAUUAUAGUUUUGAUUAAUUUUGGACAAAGUUCGUUCAAAUAUGAACCUGCUAAUGCACAUAGGACACCAAAUCCAUGUUUCAUGGGCCCAAUUGUAAAUUCCCAUAAUGCAAAAUUGGGCUAUGAUGAUAGCAAGGAACUCUUCUCCAUGGGAAGGAUUGAUUCUCAGUGGCAUAAUGGUAAAUCUACACCCAAAGGGAAUAUUAUUCCAAAUCAUGUAGCCUUUGAUUUUGACGAGGAAUCUGAGGCUGAUCUAUUUGAAAUAGUCUUGGAUGAUUCUGGAAAAUCUCCUAACAUAGUUUCAUAGACUCUAAUUUUUUACAACUUAUGUUUUUUUUGUAAUAUCAUCAUCUAAAGAGCUUCAUAUACAUGCCACAAUUGGUAGUUGUGACACUUCUUUUUUAUCAUUAAUUUUUGUGGAGCCUUUAACUUUGA
Messenger RNA from Arachis ipaensis, 1788 nucleotides. RefSeq lists its product as uncharacterized. The record is from RefSeq and is a predicted model, not a curated record. NCBI's taxonomy places the organism in Eukaryota, Viridiplantae, Streptophyta, Magnoliopsida, Fabales, Fabaceae. Gene Ontology annotation, molecular function: protein binding.